Microdochium trichocladiopsis is the source of this 2062-nucleotide messenger RNA. Its product is annotated as WD domain-containing protein. Lineage: Eukaryota; Fungi; Ascomycota; Sordariomycetes; Xylariales; Microdochiaceae. Gene Ontology annotation, molecular function: protein binding. Gene Ontology annotation, biological process: regulation of DNA double-strand break processing. The record is from RefSeq and is a predicted model, not a curated record. The transcript has a single exon. Bases 99 to 1844 code for a protein of 581 amino acids. Gene Ontology annotation, cellular component: site of double-strand break; nucleus.
ACGGCGAUGAUCUUGGUCUCGCGCUCAUCCGCACCCGGCACCUACCACCUCUACUCUUCCUUCCGCCGCCUCGGCCUCACCGCCACGCACGAGACAACAUGAGCGACGACGACAGCGACGGCUACGAGGUCGAGGACCCUGGGCUCGCGCCCGACGACCCCAUGCGUGCCUUCCUGCCCACCUCGUUCGGCAAGAAGUCCAAGAAGGCCAACAUCGCCGCCCAGAUCGAUCGGAGCCGUCGUCCAACUGGCAAUGCACCAGGCCACGCUGUCGAUGCCAGCCGCAGUCCCAAGGCCAAAUCCAAGUCUGGCUCCGACUCCGACUCGGACUCGGACGACUCGGACGAUUCUGAUGACGAAGAUGAGUUCCCAACCUCGCACGAGAUGGUUGUCAAGACCCACGACCGAGCUGUCACGUCCGUUUCGCUCGACCCAGCCGGUGGGCGAAUGGUGUCAGGGUCGAUAGACUGCACCGUCAAGCUGCACGACUUCUCUUCAAUGACGCCGACAACAAUUCGUGCCUUCCGCUCCGUCGAUCCAUACGAAAAGAAAGCAUCCGCUGCUGGUGCCGACGCUCAUCCCAUCAACCAUGUCGAGUUCAGUCCUUCGGGGAAUGUCAUCCUCUGCGUCGCUGCACACCCCCAGGCCAAGAUCCUCAGUCGCGAUGGCGACGUCAUCGCCGAUUUUGUCAAGGGAGACAUGUACCUCCGCGACAUGCACAAUACCAAAGGUCACAUAUCAGAGAUCACCACGGGCACGUGGCAUCCGACGGAACGGAACCUCUGCGUCACGGCUGGGACGGACAGCACCCUACGGAUAUGGGACAUCAACAACAAGCGCAGCCAGAAGGAGGUCAUCGUGUUCAAAUCAAAAGCAGCGGGUGCCGCUGGGCGGACGCGCAUGACCGCCGUCGCCUGGGGAUCGCCAAUGCAGGGCGGCAACAAUGUGCUUGUCUCUGCGGCAUACGAUGGUACACUGGUGAUGUGGAGUGGCAACGGGCCAUUCUCUAGGCCGGCUGCCGAGAUUCGUGACGCGCACAAACCCAACACUUGGACAGGCGGCAUCGAUAUCAGCUCCGAUGGUCGGAUGGUCAUCACAAGGGGUGGCGAUGAUCUCAUCAAGUUGUGGGAUACACGCAAGUUCCGGGAACCACUAGUCACCGUUGAGCACCUCUCGACCUCUAACCAGUACAACAUGACCAACAUUAGGUAUUCGCCAAACUCUACGAGCAUCAUCACCGGCUCGGUGACGGGUCACCUACACAUCCUAAACCCUGGCAAUCUCCAGCCUGAGUUUGUCACCCCCAUCACGCCAGGAUCACCAUUGAUCACGGUAGAUUGGCACCCGAAAAUAAACCAGAUCAUCACAGGAUCUGCUAACGGCGAGAGCCGAGUCUUGUACAAUCCCACCAUGUCAACACGAGGAGCUGUGGACGUCAUGUCGCGCGCACCCAAAAAGCGGCAUAUUGACGACAACCCAGAAUUCACGACGGAUCAAUCUCUUGGGCUUUCGGGAGAGUCCAUCAUCACACCCGGCGCCAUGGGCGGUUCCCGAAAAGCUGGCGUGACAGGGACGGGCAGAUCCAAAGAUCCUCGGAGACCUCAAGUGCAGUUGCAGACUCCGUUCAUGCGCAGCCAACCUGAUGAGAAACACAUCAGCGAAAACAUUCCACUAAGCAAGAUGCUACACGAGGACCCGCGGGAGGCGCUGUUGAAAUAUGCAGAAGUUGCCAAAAAGGAUCCGAUGUUCACAAAUGCAUGGAAGGAUACCCAGCCAGUCACGCAGUAUGCGGAUGCCAGCGAUGGGGAGGACGACGGGCCCGAUAAGAAGCGAGUCAAGCGAUGAACUCGAGUCAGCCAGCCUCGGCUCAUCUUGCUGAAAUCGAGUUCCGGGGAUCUCGGAAAAUUGAACACACCUGCAGCCAGCGAUAGUUGUCGUGCGGAGUGCGGCAUCUUGAGAGAACAGACACGCCGUCAACUGCGUGGCUGCAUGCCGCUGGUACGACGUGGCGUUCCAUAAUCUUUGAUCACAAAAGAGUGGGCAAACACAGUUAAUACAGACGA